AUGAGUGCGGCACUCCAGUACGCGAUAUUUUCUCUGCUGCUGUUUCACCAGGGAUCAGCUUUAAAUUUAGAGCAAAAUUGCGGGAAAUGUUCUGUAUUUACUCCCACUCCAUGGCUGGUCAAAAUUCGAACUGAUCUGAGUUCGAAUAUCACAUGCGCUGGAACGCUUAUCAACGAACGCUUUGUCUUGACCGCUGCGAGUUGCAUAGAUGGCGCAUCUGAAAUCAUCGUACGCUUGGGAGAGAUCGACGGAACUUCUAACAAAAGCAGUAAAUUGCACUAUGAAGAAAUCGGUGUUAAGGUGGCGAUUAUACAUAGGUUAUAUUCCUCAAAGAGCUAUCAGCAUAAUAUAGCCCUGCUGCGAUUGAAAACAAGUGUUGUGUACAAAAUGAAUAUACAACCGAUAUGCAUUGAUGUGAACGCGGAGAAAGUACCAAGAGCUCCUACCUUUCUGAUCGAAAUUAAAAAACCUGUAGUGCACAAAAAGCCUGAAGAGGGGUGGUUCAAAAAAUCCACAAAAUGGUUUGUGUCCCUGUUUAAAGGGAAAGAUCCAGAUACAGAACGCGAGGUCAAUUUGGAACCCGAGGCUUCGGCAAUUGGGUGGCCACUCACCAAACAAAUCGACAAUUCAGCAAUAUAUUAUCAAUCUGGCAUUCUGAGCCAUCAUAAUUGUGGAUCGAGGAAGGACGUCUAUACCGAUGUAAUGGCCUACGCCGAUUGGAUAGUACCGAUCGCACUUGAUGUGAAAAUAAUCAUGGCCCCAAAUACAGAUCUUGAUAAUUGA
Molecule: messenger RNA, 783 nt
Organism: Drosophila teissieri
Lineage: Eukaryota; Metazoa; Arthropoda; Insecta; Diptera; Drosophilidae
Product: serine protease 42
Exons: 3
Coding region: 1-783 (260 amino acids)
Biological process (GO): proteolysis
Molecular function (GO): serine-type endopeptidase activity
Source: RefSeq, a predicted model, not a curated record